Ziziphus jujuba (common jujube) is the source of this 2750-nucleotide messenger RNA. RefSeq names its product rust resistance kinase Lr10. The record is from RefSeq and is a predicted model, not a curated record. Lineage: Eukaryota; Viridiplantae; Streptophyta; Magnoliopsida; Rosales; Rhamnaceae. Gene Ontology annotation, biological process: protein phosphorylation. The coding region runs from base 607 to 2478 and encodes 623 amino acids. The transcript has 3 exons. Gene Ontology annotation, molecular function: protein kinase activity; ATP binding; polysaccharide binding.
AAAAUAUGAGAAAAGGAACUUUCCAAUCACUUUCUGUAUCUAAAUUAGUCAAUCGGUUGUCAACGUACAGCAGUAGACAACCACAGCCAACCAUGGAACUUUAUUCUAGAUAACGUACAUCGACAAGCUUCUUCCAUGAAAGUGCAAUUGUAUUGUAUUUUUUUCCACUUACAUUUUUUAAAUAUUGUGUUUUUUUCAUCCAGUUGUCGAAGAUUCCCAAUCAGAUUGAAUUUGUUUAAGCUUUCAAUCCCAAUAUUUUUCAUUAACGUUGGUGGGGUAUGCAUGUAUAGUGUCUAUUGGAUGAUCACGGAAUUGAAGAUAGAGAGCUAACUAAAUUAAGCUAAUGAUUUUGAUUGCCGACAUCUUAUUACUGCUCAUACUUUGGUGGUGCUCGUGGACUCAUUAAAGCUCUUGAAUUAACACAUUAAAAUCCACCUUCCAGGAAAAUUCAGAGUUCACAUUUUUGGUGAUGAACAGAUAAUUAAAACUCUAUGAGAGAAAGAAAAUUAAAAAGUUGUACGCAUCUUUGAUAUUUGAGCAAGAUGACCCACAAACUGGUCAAAGUUCAGAGCACCAUCUUAGGAUCUUAAAAUUUGCUGGGUAUCAAUGGAGACUAAGAUGCACGCCCUGGUUUUCCUCUCUCUGUUUCUCUUGGUCACUGUAAAUACUGCAGGGAAAGGAACAGACGCAGAUGAGUGCAAGCCAACAAGAUGCAAACACAAUGGACCAGCCAUUAAAUUCCCAUUUUGGCUAAGAAAUCGGCAACCACCGCACUGUGGCUAUACCGGCUUUGAACUUUCCUGCACCACCACCAAGAAGAAGCACACGGUGUUGGAGCUCCCAAGUUCAGUGAAGCUUUUUGUAAAGCAUAUCAACUACACAACACAGCAGAUUCAAGUAUAUGACCCACAUAGUUGCCUCCCAAAACAGCUUCAACGCCUCAAUAUUUCUGCAUCUCCUUUCCAGUUUGUGGUUGUUGAUGAAUCCAGAAACUCACUGGACUCCUUCUCCUUCUUUAAUUGUUCUUCAGGUAAGCAGGGGUACAAUAGUUCAAUUUUCCCUUGCUUGAGCACCCAUGGCUACCAAGUCCAAGCAUAUUCAGAUAGAUAUACUACACUAUUGGGGUUAUUGCCUCCUCCUCCUUGCAGGAAGAUGUAUGACACAGCACCAAUUCCUAGAGAUAUAAUAGAAUCCAUGAAACAUGAUUUUUAUCUAAGUUGGUCCAACCCAAUGUGCAACAAGUGUGCAGCAAAAGGCUUGGAAUGUAGAUUGGACGGAAACGGCACAGAAAGUCAAACACGAUGUUUCUACAUUCCCAACAAAGAUAAAGGUACAGAAUCAAGAAAGCUGGUGAUUACAGGUCCAAUCUUAGGUUCCUUCCUCCUUGUACUAAUCAGUAUUGGAAUCUAUUGGUUCCAUCACUCCAAUAAAACAGAAAAAGAAAAUCAGAUGAAGAUUAAGAAGUUCUUGGAGGACUACAAGGCUCUAAAGCCCACAAGAUACACUUAUGCUGAUCUUAAGAGAAUAACAAAUCAGUUCAAAGAUAGAAUAGGCCAAGGAGGUUAUGGAAUUGUAUUCAAAGGAAAGCUUUCUAAUGAAGUGACAGUAGCUGUCAAGCUCCUCAACAAUUUCAAGGGAAAUGGAGACGAGUUUAUAAAUGAAGUGCGAUCAAUGGGGAGAAUCCACCAUGUGAAUGUGGCUCGGUUGGUUGGCUUCUGUGCUGAUGGAGUUAGACGAGCUCUGGUUUAUGAGUUCCUACAAAAUGGAUCACUAGACAAGUACAUAUUCUCUGCAGAUGGCCAAAGACAGAGCCGAAAUCUUGGUUGGGAGAAGCUUUACGACAUAGCUUUAGGCAUAGCCAAGGGCAUUGAUUACCUUCAUCAAGGUUGCGAUCAACGAAUCAUCCAUCUUGAUAUCAAACCCCAUAAUGUCUUGUUAGACAAAAACUUCAAUCCUAAAAUGUCUGAUUUUGGUAUGGCAAAGUUGUACCCUAAAGAACAAAGUUCUAUUUCUAUGACUGCAGCUAGAGGGACCAUAGGUUAUAUUGCACCUGAAGUCUUUUCUAGAAACUUUAGACAUGUGUCAUACAAAUCAGAUGUUUAUAGUUUUGGAAUGUUAUUGCUUGAAAUUGUCGGUGGAAGGAAGAAUAUGGAUGUAAAUGAUGAGAACUCAAGCCAAGGAUACUUUCCUGAAUGGGUUUAUAAUCGUUUGAAUAGAGAAGAAGACCUUGAAAUGGAAAAUGUAGAUGAGAGACAGUCCAAGAUGAUAAAGAAACUUAGUAUAGUGGGACUUUGGUGCAUCCAGUGGUACCCAGUAGAUCGUCCAUCAAUGAACAAAGUUGUGCGAAUGUUUGAAGGAGACAAGGAUCUGGUGAUGCCCCAAAAUCCAUUUGCUUCAAAUGAUUCAGCCAAGAGGAGUUCUACAGCGCCUAGCAAAGUCAGACACUCUUCACUAGAUAUCAUCUCAGAAUCGGAUUGAAAAGUAUGGGCAGUGAUACACAUAAUUCAAUUGAUUGCCUUUUUCUUCUGAAAGAAGGUGUCAUUAAAUUCAUUAAGUAGCAAUACAUUUAUAUAUAUAUAUAUAUAUAUGUAUAUAUUUGCCUAAGGUGGAUUAAUGUAUUAAAUCAAUCUAAGAAACUGCUAAUUUAGUUAGAGACAAAUAUUCUCUCUUCAUACCAGCUUUGCAAGUGAUUUGACAAUAAUGUGUAAAUAUAAGGGACAUUAUAUAACAAAUCAUAAUUUUAAUAAUUA